GCUGGCACGAUAUAGAUACCGGGGCCGAGUUUAUGGCUGAUAUGGAUCUUCAAGGUGUUUUUCAUUGCUUCUUGAGGAAAGCGAAAGAAGAGCAGUCUUGAUCGAAGAAGAGUCUUCUUGAUGUACACUGAUAUAUAAUUAAUGGCAGUGGUGCCAAUUCUUGGUUGAAAAGUUCACAUAUUUUCCAGGGCUCAGGGUUGAAGGCCCCCCGAUCUAACUAUUUGAGGGGGGGCCUCCAGCCCCGGACUCUUUUUUUCUCGAGGGACUGCCGGGCGGGAAGGCCUCCAAGCGCCCACCUCCGACCCCUUGCCGCUUCUUGCCUGGACCCUCCAGAGCCUCCACCACUGUGCUGCGCCGCAGAUCCAUCCACAGUGGGGGGCCUCCCUCCCUGGUACAUAUAUUAUUUUUCCAUUUUAUUGCUAACAUUUUUGUCGCAGUUUUUCCAAGUUGUAUGAGAAAGUUUAUCUUUAUUUUUGGUUAACCUUACCACAACAAGUGCUGCAUCUCCAUACAAAUGCUAUGUAAUUAUACACAGCUGCAUAUACUAGAAACGGCUACUCAGCAUGACUCAAGAAGUUGUAGAAGGAAGAUAUCUUGGAGUCGAAAUAUGAUGACUUUAGAGAGGGUUAUGAACAUGAUGAGUCCACUCCUAUCCUCGACAGUCCUAGUCUUAUCCUAGUCCUAUCUUAUCCUAGUGCUAGUCUUAUCUUAUCAUAGUCUGAUCUUAGUCUAGUCUUGUCUUAUCUUAGUCUUAUGUAUUCAGAAGUCCUAUCCGAUUCCGAAGAUCCUAUGAUCCUAUCCUAUCCUAUCAUAUCCUAUCCCGGGGCGCUCUUCUGCAUGACUCGCUUGUCUAAUGACCUCGGCGCAGCAAGCAGAGCCAAAGACGAGCGUCGCCAGUGGUGGCACCGAUUACAGAACUGCGACUAGAACAUCUGAUGAAGGAACGCUCACGGUAAUUAUUCAUCUUCGCACACUGCAGCUGUAUAGUACAACUAUAUUAGUAAAUUGGAGUAAGUUUUUCUUGUUCAUCAGAAUUCCAAUUCCUACUUCUUCCCCAUGAAAAAAAUCUUGUUUUACUACAAGAACAAAAUAACGCAAAAAUAUACGACUCUCAGAAAAAUUAGUCUCAGCUCCCCCCCAUUUCUUAGGAGCCCGACGUAGAUAUGCCCCACGUUUCCUUGAAGAGUAAAUAUAGCAUAUGCCUUUUACUGCUUCUACAGAUAUUCAUAUGCUAAUAUUCAUAUUUUAUUAAAAAUUUAGUCGUGAAGAUCUAUUUUUUUGAGGGAGUGAAUCUUCAUCUUCGAUGAAUAGUAAUGAUAAUACGCACAAGAAACGGUAUUUUUUUUCCUGUGAACCAUCCUAUCUUUCGUCAAGCUGUUGCACCUAUCGUCCAGGCUAUAAGGAGGUUGAUGCACUCCACCUGCUGCCAUAGGCUGGAUAGCACUCCGGCUGCUCUUCCAGGAGCCCCAGGCUACAAAAAAAAAGAAGCGAGGCCCCCUGAAAUCUGUGAUAAAUCCUUCCAACUACCUCCAUCCUUGUUCCAACUACCUCAUUGAACAAGAAAACUAGCGAUGACGAAUUACAUUCAUUGAUUCGGAGUCGUGGUACUACAACCUGUGAAGUUCUUGAAGGAGAUGAACAAGAACAGGAAGGAGAAGAAGAGGAAGUUCUCUACGAUUCUUCGAUAUAAGGAACCAAUACCACGAACGAAUGGUUAGGUUAGGUUGUGGACCCCUAAUGAAAUUUGAAAUAACUACAGCUACUAAAGAUACUUAAUAAUUAAAAUCUCAUCUUCCAGGAAUAUGACGGUACGACUGGAAGCAAAGUUAAACCUCGUGGAACAGAAAUCAAACCGCCUGAAGAAAAACGCAGCCGCACAGCCGUUGCAGCGUCUGGUGAUGGAGAUACGAGAGCCAAAACUAAGUACAACUUUUUGCUUGUCAACAAAAUAUUUUGAUAGAUGAUGAUUACUUGUUGUACUUGUGCUUGUAUGUUCUUUCAGCUAAAGUAUAGAAGUGAUCCUCUCCUGAACUAUCCUUGACAUUGAGCCCUUACAUUGUGAUACUGUACACCCGGAUGAAAAUGGUUUCACUAAGUACCACAACGUCCACUGCGUAAUACGUAUACAUAAUAUCUUCUUGAGGCUUAAAGAAGGAGGACGAAAUCGCAGCAGGCGGGCUGGCGAUGUUGCUGCUCAAUCUAAGAGUCUGCACGACACAGGAGGAAAUUUAUGGUCACUUUUUAUUCUUCACAAACAUGCACAACAAGAACAAUCCCUAGUUGUACCGCGAUUUAGAAGUCCUUUCAUCUUUCUUCACUCUGAUUUUUUUCUUCUUCAUACAACAGUUUUUGGUACUUGUUUCGACAUAGGGGACUAUGGGACUACGAUCUUGUUGUAGUUCCCACUGUAAAAAUAUUUAGUACAGAACACAUCCACAACUUUCACAUUCCUCUAAAAACGGAUGGUGGGGAUAAUCUUGGUGGUCGUGCUAGAACAAGCUCUAGCGAGGGCAAUAAACCUGCGGGAACGGGUCAUGGUAGCUCUAGAAGUGAUUCUUCUACUUCCCAACAAAGAAGUGAUGGUCAUCCAAUAAGUUCUCAGCCUCAGGGUCC
Molecule: messenger RNA, 2613 nt
Organism: Amoebophrya sp. A25
Lineage: Eukaryota; Dinophyceae; Syndiniales; Amoebophryaceae
Source: the annotation of a GenBank genome assembly